CCUGGUGAGCGCGACUGCGUUAGCACAUUUACCAAUGCACUUCCGGCGCGGAACGCUCUGAGCCCCAGUCCAAAGGCUAAACGUAUGCUAAGGAUCAAUAGUGACGUGUGAAUGUGUCUAGGGAUGUAGGGAAUUUGCGUGGUCGCGGCACUGAGUCCGACCGAUUGCAAGGUUUUUCGAAUUUUUGAAUUGCCACAAAUUAAAGGCUCAUAAGACAAACCCACAAGUGCAUUGCGUACCGAAGUUCCAACAAAAACGGAAGCGAAAUCCAGAACCUCACGAAAACGCUCGCUUCCAUAUUCGCUCGCAAUGGACACUGCCUGUAAAUGAUUUUCUUUCCCCGCACCUAUAAUGGGCACGCCCUAGAACUGGGGAAAACUGUGCAAGACGGGCUUUGGUCUGCACGAGUUCGCGGCUCGCAAAUCGCAUAAUUGAGGAAGUAUGGCAAAACAAUGAAAUUGCGCUCCAGUGAGACCCUGGUGAUCGUUGGGGAUGAGUUCUGCGGUCUGCACGGCGCAGAAUCGCUGGCGCGAGGCGCUUUCUCUCUGUCGGAGGCCCUCGACCUGCUGCUGGCCCCCGCCUCAGACGGCCAGCCGUGGCCGACGUCCGAACUCAGCAGCCGGCACGCCCAGCCGGCCACGUGGGACGCCUGGAGCGGCUCCACGUACUUUGUGUACCGCAACACCGUACUGCGGCUGGCAGGGGAGGAGGUGUCGCUUGUGGCCGGGCAUAAGGACGAGAAGGGGCAGGCGGACGGCAACGGUGAGGAGGCGCGCUUCUCGUGCGAAUGGAUAGGGCAGCUGGCGUCAGCCGGUGACGGCACCCUCUACUAUAUCGACGGCGAGAAGAUUCGCCGUAUCCAGCUGCCGGCGGCCUGGCGGGCAGCAGCACCAGCACCAGGAGCAGGAGCAGCAGCGGGCGGGGCAGAGCCAGGCGCUACAGCGGCGGCAGUUGGCAGCGGCAGAGGGGACGGCAGGGGGGGUGGAGGCAGGGCCGGCGGCGGGGCCAGGCGCCCCCUGGCGGCCGCUUCCGCGGCAGAGGGGCAGGACGCGGCACAGGGCGCAAGGGCGGUGGAAGUGAGCACGCUUCCCUACACGGCGCCAGAGGUGCUGUUCAGCCUGGCUGUCGUCCCUGCAGCUAGCAGCAGCGGUGGCGUUGAAAUCAGCGGCGGCGGCGGCAGUGGUGAGCACAUAACUGCUCAAGUCCGCACUCGAUCGGCGGCAGCAGCAGCCAGUGGCCGGGAUGAGGCCACGUGUGAACCUGGCUCCGGGGCCUGCCUGGUGUUCGGCACCAACACUGCCCUAUACCGACUGCCGCUGCCGCUGCCCGGGGCCGCCGGCGCCGCCGCCGGCCCCGCCGCCGCGGCGACGCUGCGCCCGGAAGUCCUUGCCGGCAUGGAGGGACGCGAGGGUCUCGCGGACGGGCGGGGGCGAGAGGCACGUCUUGGACUCUUCAGCGGCAUCACCGUAGAUGCCGCCAGGAACAUCUACCUCGUGGACAAUUACAUGCGCGGCCGCGUGCGCCGCGUUGCGCCCGACGGCUCCGUUUCGACCUUGGUCACAGACCUGCAGGUUGAAUACUGGUGGCCCGCCAUACUGCCCAACGGAUACCUGGCGCUGGGGUCGUCCAAGGGCAAGGCACGCCUGCUGGACAUGGGGCUGCAGCCGCUACUGCCGCAGCUGCCGGGGCAGGCGGCGGCUGCAGCCGCCGCGGCGGCGGCGGCGGCGGGCGCGGCGGCGGCGGCGCUGCCGCGCAGCCUGCCGUCGGACCUGGGUGCGCUGCUGGAUGCGGACGGCGCAGACGGCACGUCCGACCUCGCCAUCCGCGUGGGCGAGCGCCGCUUCCAGGUGCACUGGGGCAUUCUGUCCGCACGUUGCGACUACUUCAAGCAGCGGCUGGCUGCCGGCGCAUUUGCGGACGCGAACGCGGCUGAGCUCGAUCUGCCGGACGCGGACCCGGACGCCUUCGCGCUGCUGCUGCGCUGGAUGUACACGGGCGCCGCCGACGUCGCGCCGGAGCAGGCGCGCGCCGUGGCUGAGCUGGCGGACCGGCUGCUGCUGCCUGAGCUCUGCGACGCCGCCCUGGGCGUGGUGGCGGCGGCCGUGUCGGGUGCGAACGUGGUGGAUGCGCUGCUGUGGGCCGAGGCUUGCUGCGAGGCGCGCGGGGGCGGCGGCGGCGGCGGCAGUGCCUUUGAGCGGCUGCGGCAGCGGCUCAAGUGCUGGUACGUGGCCAACCACCAGCAGGUGGCGGCGGAGGCGGGCCCCAGCCGCAAGCGGCUGGCGGAGGCGCCCAGCCUCAUGCUGGAGCUGAUGGACGCGGCCCUGCAGGGGGAGCCGCGGCAGGGGGAGCCGCGGCAGCAGGGCCGGCGGGGGCGCAGGCGCGGGUAGGGGCAGGGGUCGGCGGGGCGGGGACGGAGCGGGGCGCCGGGGUGUGAGGUGCUGGAGAUGAAUGGCGGCGCGUGCUGCGUCAGGUACGGAACCAUGCAUGGUAUAAAUCUGCACGUAAUGGAAGGGUGUAUGAGCGAGUUAAUGUGAAUGUCACGUAAUACGGUAGUAGUGUGUACAAUAAAGGUGUCGAUAUAGCAGCGACAGUGCGUAGGCUUUGUUUAGUGCUUGGUCAAACCCCAGCAUAGGGCAGGGAACCUGUUGCAGCACCCCGGCGAUGUACACCAGAUACUGGCCGGGUUAUUCUUCCAGGCUAGAAUGCAGGAUGGCGCCUUUUGACAGGAGGUGUCAUUUUAGGAUUGGUUUUGGCGAGCGAGUGCAUGGCUCGAGUUGCGGCGCCGGUGCGCCCCUUCAUGUUGACUGCUGACUGGCUUCUGGGAGCAUGCGUUAGGGCACAUUGCCGCGACAUGCAUACAUUGAGGUCCGAACUAAAGCUGGAAGCGAACGUAGCUGUUGACGCACUCGCCCGGAGGGCAGGGACAGGGCCUCUGAGGGACAGGUAGACCCUGGGCAGACCGCGAUGACGUAACGAGCCUUAGCUGGCAUGACGAACUGACGGGCGGCUCUCAAACGAGCUGCACCUGCUGCACCCAGUGUAAAUCUGCCAACCG
Chlamydomonas reinhardtii is the source of this 3055-nucleotide messenger RNA. RefSeq lists its product as uncharacterized. The coding region runs from base 453 to 2387 and encodes 644 amino acids. The record is from RefSeq and is a predicted model, not a curated record. Gene Ontology annotation, cellular component: ubiquitin ligase complex; cytoplasm. Lineage: Eukaryota; Viridiplantae; Chlorophyta; Chlorophyceae; Chlamydomonadales; Chlamydomonadaceae. The transcript has 3 exons. Gene Ontology annotation, molecular function: protein binding.